Drosophila yakuba is the source of this 516-nucleotide messenger RNA. Its product is annotated as larval cuticle protein 3. NCBI's taxonomy places the organism in Eukaryota, Metazoa, Arthropoda, Insecta, Diptera, Drosophilidae. The coding region runs from base 64 to 402 and encodes 112 amino acids. Gene Ontology annotation, molecular function: structural constituent of chitin-based larval cuticle. Gene Ontology annotation, cellular component: chitin-based extracellular matrix. The record is from RefSeq and is a predicted model, not a curated record. The transcript has 2 exons.
CUUUGAGCAUAGAUUGUCAUCAGUCUUAGAAGAUUUCUAGUCCGACAAUCUAACCAAAUCAAAAUGUUCAAGAUCCUGCUUAUCUGCGCUCUUGCCGCCCUUGUGGCCGCCAACGCCAACGUGGAGGUUAAGGAGCUGGUCAACGAUGUCCAGGCCGAUGGUUUCGUUAGCAAGUUGGUCCUCGACGACGGAUCUGCCUCCUCUGCCUCCGGAGAUAUCCACGGUAACAUCGAUGGCGUCUUCGAGUGGAUCUCCCCUGAGGGUGUCCAUGUGCGAGUGAGCUACAAGGCCGACGAGAACGGAUACCAGCCCCAGAGUGAUCUGCUGCCCACUCCUCCUCCGAUCCCAGCUGCCAUCCUGAAGGCUAUCGCCUACAUCCAGGCUAACCCCAGCAAGAACUAAGUGAACAUGAAAGAUUGGAGACAGCUUGGUUGAGUUUGGAUUGCUCUCUCCUGCUGUUUUAAAUUUAAGAAAGAUGUUAUCGAAUUCGAAAAUAAAUUAAACCGUGCAAUAUAA